This is a messenger RNA of Ciona intestinalis (vase tunicate), 1301 nucleotides long. NCBI's taxonomy places the organism in Eukaryota, Metazoa, Chordata, Ascidiacea, Phlebobranchia, Cionidae. The record is from RefSeq and is a predicted model, not a curated record.
AUUAUUAACCAGGCACUGCUGCACAGUGGUAGCGAUAAACCAAACCCAGAUAUUGGGACAGUACAGAAUAAAUAAUUAGCACCAAAACUAAACGACUGAAAGUAGUGACCUUUUUUCGGGGGGCGUAUUUUUGAUAUUUCAGGCUGAGUUUGGCUACCAUUUCUAAUUCUGUUUUAACUGUAAACACUAUAUCUAUUAAAUAGAUCAUAGACAACCGUAUACAGCUUACUUAGUUACUGCCUAUAAUACGCUUUACCAUGAAGAUAAUCUGCGCUGGUUUAUCUAAGACCGGCACAAAAACCAUGCAGAGUGCUUUACAAGAACUUGGGUAUAACGUCUACGAUUUUAUGGAGAAUUUCACAAUUCUUGGCGACGAAUGGUGCAAAAUACUAACCAAAGGAGGAACGACCGAAGAGUUUCGCCAAAUGUACGAAGACGUGGACGUGGUAUCGGAUCUACCGGGUGCUUAUUAUUGGGAUGAGAUAUUUAAAGCUUUUCCGGAUGCGAAGGUUAUCCUCAUGGUCCGUGAGAGCGAGGACGCUUGGUACAAAAGUUUGCUAACCCAACUAGAAGCUCAGCAAAGCAUCGUGUUUAGAUUGAUGCCGUAUAUUUCGAUCGCUGGGUGGCGGAUGUCAACAUAUUUCGCUCUAAUGGCACCUUCAAUCUGGGGAGUCAAAUACGAAAGCAACUUGUUCAGAUUACCCGAAGUUAACGAAAUGCAGAUGCGAAUGACGUACCGACGGCAUAACGCGUAUGUUAUGCAGGCCACACCGAAAGAUCAAUUACUUGUAUACAACGUUAAAGAAGGGUGGGGACCUAUUUGUAAUUUUCUUGGUGUGCCCGUGCCGGAUAAACCAUUUCCACGGAAAAAUGUCCGCGGGAAAAUAGUAGAGAAGUUGAUGAAAAAAGACCCUUUUUUUAUACGAGUUCAAAGAGAGAUUAUGUUUUCAAUUUCAGUUAUAACAGUGGUGCUCUCAUACGGGGUUUAUCAAGCUGGGAAAUUAGCUUGGUACAAUGAUUGGUCGAGUACAUGGUCUCAGAUAACUGACUAUGUUUCGUCGUUUUAUUCGUAAGGAAUAGUAGGAUGGGGCAAUAUGGGACACCCUUUAGCACAUAAUAUCCGAAUAAACGAAUAUUCUGAUCGUGCUUUAAACAUUAAAAACGCGGCCAAUGGGAGUCGUGAGGAUACGGUUUUAUAUUCUUUGUUAACUACCAAAGUAGACGAGAAAAUAUAAUGAAAGGUGUCCCAUCUUUCCCCACCCUACUAUACGUUUGUGGUAGAAUUUCUAUUAACACCAUUU